AUGUCUGACAACGGCGAGGUCGAAGUCGAAGUGCCCGUCUCGGGUUACGCUGUCCUGCCCAAGGAUGUCACCGCUGAGAUCGGGACCAUCAAGCUCUUCAACAAAUGGAGCUACGAAGAUGUUGAGAUCAGAGACAUUUCUUUGACCGACUACAUCCAAAUCCGAUCUCCCGUCUACCUCCCUCACUCCGCUGGUCGAUAUGCCGCAAAGCGAUUCCGAAAGGCGCAAUGCCCGAUCAUCGAGCGAUUGACCAACUCCCUGAUGAUGAACGGUCGCAACAACGGCAAGAAGCUGAUGGCCAUCAGAAUUGUCGCCCACGCUUUUGAGAUUAUUCACAUCAUGACCGACCAGAACCCUAUCCAAGUGGCCGUCGACGCUAUCGUCAACUGCGGACCACGUGAAGACAGCACCAGAAUCGGAAGCGCUGGUACCGUCCGAAGACAGGCUGUCGAUGUUUCUCCUCUUCGCCGUGUCAACCAAGCGAUCGCCCUCCUGACCAUCGGCGCUCGUGAGGCUUCCUUCCGAAACGUCAAGUCCAUUGCCGAAUGUCUCGCCGAAGAGCUGAUCAACGCCGCCAAGGGAAGCAGCAACUCCUACGCCAUCAAGAAGAAGGAUGAGUUGGAGCGUGUGGCCAAGAGCAAUCGGUAA
Molecule: messenger RNA, 648 nt
Organism: Exophiala dermatitidis NIH/UT8656
Lineage: Eukaryota; Fungi; Ascomycota; Eurotiomycetes; Chaetothyriales; Herpotrichiellaceae
Product: 40S ribosomal protein S5
Exons: 3
Coding region: 1-648 (215 amino acids)
Biological process (GO): translation; ribosomal small subunit assembly
Cellular component (GO): cytosolic small ribosomal subunit; ribosome
Molecular function (GO): mRNA binding; rRNA binding; structural constituent of ribosome
Source: RefSeq, a predicted model, not a curated record